GCGGGAGGGUCAGGGUAGAAAGACGGAGAGAGUGAACUGGAAGUCGAUGGAUGCAGAGAUCGGUGAUGUCGUUGGAAUGGCGGGAAGAAGAGGUGGGAGGGGAAGUGCUGGAGCGCGCGCGCCAACGACCCGGUUCGUCGGUUUUCGCAUGCAAUUGUUGUCAAUGUGAUAUGAUAUGAUUCCAUGACGAUCCAAGCACGGGCGGAGCACCGCUGAGGAGCGAUAUAGCGCGUAACGUCGUGUGUGUGACUCGUGCUUGGCGUCAAUUGGAUAUCGAUCGUCGCAGUUGGCGCGGUUUCGGGCGCGACUUUGAUCUCGAUCUUUGCUGUCGGCGCGCAUUUUUUUCAUUCCGAUGCUCACCAACUGGCACUGGCGCCUUUUUGGUUCAGGCGUUUGGCAAUUGGGAAGUUACUACUCGAUCUGCUGCGGCAAUGGUGUGAUGACCGGAUCUUUGCCGUUGACUAACGUGGCUGAUCGGCGACCGCAAAACGCAGCGAGGCUGCCACGUGUCUGACGACGUAACCGUCAAAAUGGCUCUCAGGAAUUCCUCUCGGCUGAUUUUGGCGGUGGCGGUGGCAUCGGCCACCUAUGUGGCCAACAGCUCAUACAGCCGCAGUCGUUCAAAGAAGAGGGAGGUCAACCUGCCCGUGUUGGCCGACGAAGUGCCGUCGCGCGAAACAAUGCUCAGUGCACUGCGCGGGAGCAGCGCCGCUAAUCCGUACGAUGUGCUGGUCAUUGGCGGCGGAGCGACCGGCACCGGGGUGGCUUUGGACGCGGUCACGCGGGGGCUGAAGGUGGCACUUGUGGAGAGGGAGGACUUCGGCUCAGGCACCUCAUCGAGGAGCACGAAGCUCGUUCAUGGAGCGGGCCACGUCAGCAGGACACGGCAGCAGUGCCACGUCAGCAACCAGUCACGCAGCAGGUCACGUCAGUGCAUGGUGCUCACCCGCUCAAAGACAAGCGGCAUGGAGCAGCAGCCAGGCGAGACUACCGAGGCCUAUGAGGCCCGCAUGCUGAACAUGGUAGCAGAAUUCAAGCAACGGGCAGCUGCGGCAACAUCCGCCCGUAAGAAGGAAGAUGAGGAAGCAGAGGAACAGCGUCGCCUUGCUGAACAGCAGCAACAGGUGGACGCUGAGGCAGCAAGGAAGACCGCACACGAACGCCGUCGGCUACACCGAGACAAACUCCUUGAAUGUGAGGGUGAUAUCGAGGUGAUCGCCGACGAAUGGGCAGUGGCUGCUGAAGAGGAGGGUGCCCCCUCUGUUUGCCUUGCCACCACAAUCGAACAUGUGAGCGACUUGGUUGCCACCUGUGCAGCACAGCAAGAGGACAUCCUUUGCGUGGACACCCUGGUCCGGAAGCAAAUUCGAAUUAUUGACGAACUGCUUGACCGGCGGACCGCCGAGAUAGGCCUAUGCUUUCUACGAGCCGCCGCGACGACCGAAUCUUCACCUACGGGUUUGUCUUCGGACCCCGGAGUGGUGCGGCUGCUCGACGAGUUCACCGACAUCUUUGAGUCUCUUAGCGGUGUGGUGCCGGAUCGACCGAUCUCCCACGAGAUCAUCCUUGAGGCCGGUGCUGUGCCGCCGAAAGGAUGCAUCUAUCGCAUGAGCGAGGAAGAGCUUGAGAAGAACAAGGAUCUUCACUUGUGCAUCGACUACCGCAAGCUCAACGCACAAACCGUCAAGAAUGCGGGACCUCUUCCGCGGAUUGACGACCUUCUUGAGCGUUUGGGCGGCGCGAAAUUCUUCUCGAAGUUGGACUUGAAGUCGGGCUACCAUCAAAUCUUGAUACGCCCGCAAGAUUGCUACAAAUCCACGUUCAAGAUGCGGUACGGACAUUUUGAGUGGAUCGUUAUGCCUUUUGGCCUCACAAAUGCCCCGACGACCUUUCAAGCGACAAUGACCAACGAGUUCCGUGGGAUGCUGGACCGGUUCGUACUAGUCUACUUGGACGACAUCCUCGUCUAUAGACGGACAUUGGAGGAUGAUCUUGAGCACCUUCGACGAGUGCUGGAGACGCUCAGCCGCGCCAAGUACAAAACCAACCGCGACAAGUGCGAAUUUGUUCGGCAAGAGCUGGAAUACUUGGGUCAUUUUGUCACACUGGAGGGCAUCAGUCCAUUGUCGGACAAGAUUCAAGCCAUGCAAGAGUGGCCGGAGCCAAAGACCGCCACAAACGUCGGUUCCUUCCUUGGCUUAGCCGGCUACUAUCAACGCUUCAUCAAGGGAUACUUGAAGAUCGCGGCUCCUUUAUCCAAGCUUCAAUGUGAGGACCGACCAUUCGACUUCGACGACAAUGCGCGGACUUCCUUUUUGGCUCUCAAAGCCGCAUUGCUAUCCGCGGAGGUGUUGCGCAUCUACGAUUUGCUUUUGCCGACACGUGCCACUACCGAUGCGUCCGCCUAUGGCAUUGGUGCCGUCCUCGAGCAACAUGACGGUGUGGACUUGCACCCGAUCGAGUACUUUAGCAAGAAAGUGCUUGUCGUGCACUCGAUUGACGAUACACGGAAAAAGGAAUUAUUGGCCUUCGGAAGCGCCAUGGACAUUACCGGCCCGUUCCCGAAGCACAAGACCGGAGUGGAUGGGAUUCUCAUGGUGGUCGACCGACUCACCAAGUUCGCCAUGUUUCUGCCUUGUCGCUAUCAUGCCAAGGCACCAGAAUUGGCCGAGUUUUUUUACGCCGGUUGGAUUCGAAACAAGGGUUACCCCAAGGAAAUCGGCUGCGACCACGACACUCGGUUCAUGUCCGAUUUUUGGUUGGCGCUCAUCAAACGAUGGGGCUCAUCUCUCAAGCCAAGUUCGGCUCGCCACCCCCAAACCGAUGGCCAAACGGAGAGGGUGCAUCAGACCGCACAGAUUCUCCUUCGCACUCUCAUCCGUCCCGAUCAAAAGGAUUGGGUUGAGCGGCUGCCGGAACUCGAGUUGGCAUACAACUCGUGCAUCCACCCGGCUAUCAGGAUGUCACCCUUCGAGUUCGAGCACGGCUCGCCGGUCACUUCUUCAUUGGACACGAUCAUUCCACGAACGGCCGAGAGCGACGACCAUCUUCUUUUCUUGCGUCUGAUGCAAGAGCUACUUGUCAAGGCACGCGACCAGAUGGCCAAGACACAGCAACGCAUGAGCCAACAGGCCAAUCGCCAUCCUGACCCAUUCCGCGCCGGCGAUCUCGUUUGGGUUUCCGUCGCGGAAUUCAGCCUUGAACAAGAUAUCUCUCGCAAGCUCCUCCUGAAAUGGAUGGGGCCUUGGCCGAUCAUAGCACCCGCUGGGGAUGCACCAGAGGGACCUUCCUUCACCAUUCAGGUGCCCGCCCACUUGCCUGUCUACCCGGUCUUUCAUUGCUCCAAAUUGGCUCUUUACACGCCAGCGGAACAUGACGAUUUUCCCAGGCGACGAUCGCAAGACCCACCCUCUAUGGAUGGUUUUCAAGAGGUCGGGGGCAUCAUCUCCCAGCGACGCUACGGCAACAGGCCAACCGAGUACUUGGUACAUUUUGCGUAUUGCAGUCACAAAGCUGACCGUUGGUUAACCCGUGCGGAACUCCAAGCCACAGCUCCGGAUGUUCUCGCACACUACGAACGAAAGAUGCAAGGCAAGCCGGUAUCUUCGGCUCCACGGCUAAAGCUCUAUGAUCUUGUAGCGGGGCCAAAAUUGCUCUUCAUGUCGCGUUUCCUUUGGGCCCGGGAGGCACUGGACCAGUUCCCUCAGCUUGCUAAGACAAGCCCAGAUGGAAGGUCUUUGAAGGGAGCUGUUGUCUACUUCGAUGGGCAGAUGGAUGAUGCAAGGUUGAAUGUUGCUCUCGCUUGUACCGCAGCACUCGUGGGUGCCACCGUGGCAAAUCACACGGAAGUGAAGACACUGCACAAGGAUGUAGUGACUCAGAAGAUUGUUGGUGCGAGAGUCCAGGACAAGCUUUCCGGAAAGGAAUUUUAUGUGCAUGCCAAAGUGGUGGUGAAUUCGACUGGACCAUUCUGUGAUUCGGUUAGGCAAAUGGCGGACAAGGAAGCCAAGGGGAUGAUCAGGGCAAGUAGCGGUGUGCAUAUAAUUCUUCCAGACUACUAUUCGCCAAAAUCGAUGGGAUUAAUUGUGCCAAAGACGAAGGACGGCCGAGUUCUGUUCAUGCUUCCUUGGUUGGGAAAGACUUUAGCAGGAACAACGGAUGCCGACACGAAGCUCACCAUGCGUCCUGAACCGGCAGAGGAGGAGAUUAACUUUAUACUCAAUGGCAUCACCGACUUCCUGGCUGUAAAGGUGCGGCGAGAGGAUGUGAUGUCCGCCUGGAGUGGGAUUAGGCCGUUGGUGACGGACCCAUCAGCUUCUGAUACAGCAAGUGCUUCAAGAGACCAUGUGGUUGUAGUUGAUGACAAUGGGCUGGUCACUAUUGUGGGUGGCAAGUGGACGACGUAUCGAAGCAUGGCAGAAGAUGCUGUGGAUGCUGCAGUGAAGGCAGCAGGGCUGGCACCCCACAACCAGUCCGUGACUGACCGAUUGCGCCUGGUUGGGGCAGAGGGCUAUGACCCUGGGCUGGUUACAGUGCUGACUCAGCAGUACAGAAGGAUGAAGAUUUCACAUGGGGGGAAGAUCAUUCCUGGCGCCUUUGACAGUGAGGUUGCUCAUCAUCUGGUUCGCUCAUAUGGUGGUCGCGCAGAGAGUGUUGCAUUCAUAGCACAGGUUGAGAAUCUUGGGAAGCGGUUGGCCCAUGGAUAUCCAGUACUUGAAGCCGAAGUCGCCUACUGCACUCGUAACGAAUUUUGUGAAUCGGCUAUCGAUUUCAUUGCACGAAGAUCGCGUCUGGCUUUUCUCGACACUGCAGCUGCACUGCAGGCGCUUCCAAGAGUGGUUGACAUACUUGCAGCAGAAAAGAAAUGGGAUAAGAGGCGGAAGAAAACUGAGCUGGAUGAUGCAAAGGCUUUUCUCAAGACAUUUGGUUCAUCAAAGAAUGCAUUUUUCAUUGAUGGCAAGCAUAUCAAGCCUGAAAUGAAGCCCUAGGCUUUCUGUAAGCAGUCAGAGUGAAUGGAGUCUUGAUCUUGCUGUGUAUUCAUUCUUUUGUUUUCAGCUGCUGUUGUUGAGCGUGAAAGACGAAACUCGUGAUGGUGGUGACCAAGGUGGUUGCUUAUCUUUCACCAUUGCUGAGAAGAGAUCUGGUGCAUUUGGUGGCAGUCUAUGGUACUGACCCUGGGUAUGGAAGCUUGUUUGGAUUUGGUGACUGAUUGACCAGGGGCCUUGCUCCACUGCACAAGCUUCUAAAUGUAUCUUGAGCUAAUAAUGGAUGCAAUGCAUUCAAAAUGUUGGAUCCGCCCCGGAGUAUCUGGUCCAAUUCCAGUCCACAUACAUGAAGAAUGUUGAGUAGUGGAGGGAGGCUCCAGGCUUUGGGAGGUAUGAGCACAAAAGGCCAAACCAGUAAUCAUUCUGGAUUCUUUCUCAUUGGCACCCAAGUGAAGUGUAUGGACCCACAUACAUGUGGCGUCUUUUAUCCACCACUACGCACCCCAGGCAGAAAAGAAGAGUGAGUUUCCGUGAAUACGAAACUUUCGGAUUGGUGGAAACAGCUCCGGACAUACCGGUAGCUCAAGGUGCUGAUGUGCCGAACGUCUGCCGGGAGAACCACGAGGCAAGGGUGUGUCUAUGUGUGGGAUUAGAGGGCUUGAUGUAUGCAACCGCAGCCAGGAUUGUUUGACACAAGUGCUACCGUCUUCACCCUAAUAGAAUGGCCAGUCAUUGUAAGUUUGUAACUGUAUUUGGGGGAACGUUCAGUCCAGGUGCAGUGAUAAUCACCAGGCGUUCUAUUUGGGCGGAGACGGUAGGCAGUCAAUCGUGAAUGAAUUAAUGGUGUUGUUUAUGACGAUGGAUGAGUAUCCCUACACUAUUAAAAUCGCUAACGUGACAAAUUUAAGAUCUGGGCCGCUGUCGGUCGUAACAGCCCACGCCCCAGAUCGUUGGAAGUAUGUAACAAAUCUGCGAUUAAGAUCUUAAGGGCACGCACGGCACGCACCUAAAUCCAGGCCGUUGGGUCCUACUGGACCGACGGCCUGGAUGUACACGGUCUUAAGAUCUUCAGACUGUGCCUGAAUUGAGCCCGUCGGCCCAGUACCUCGGGCCCAACGGCCUAGAUGGCAGGCAACGGGCGCAUUCGAUCAGUGCCGUUUUGAUCCGUGCCCUUUUUCCUUGAACUUCGGUCCUGGGGCAACAUCAGCUGUUGUUGCGUGUGUUGUCAUUGGUGUUGGGUAUCGGUCCUCUACCGUCUGCCCUGUGUGGUGAAGCGCCCUGCGUCAUGUUGUGAAGCGCCUUGUGUCGUGUCUUGGAGCGCCCUAAGCCGCACUCGACUCUCUCUCUCUCUCUCUCUCUCUCUCUCACACACACACACACACACACACACACACACACUCCUGGUGUGGCGCUGAAAUCUUGUGGAAUUUGGCAUAGUACUCACAGUGGACUCGCUGUAGCGCUAGGACAUCGUCCAAUUCUGCAGGUUGCACGGCAGGGGGAGGUUCAUAACACUUUUGGAACUGCGUUCAGGGCUCUCCAAGUUUUUUCAGACCUAUGGAGUAUGGGGUCGGUGCUUUCUUGCUGGUGGAGUCCUCUGUCUUAGUUAAGUUGCUUCUUGCCUUCCACCCUUUGAUGGAUUAAAUAUGUGCAAGUGUGCCACUUCGGCGGCGACGGGUGUGUGGGCACUUUGCGCUGAACCACACAAACGUGGCCAACCGAGCAUUUUCUAUUAUACUAGCUAUCUAUACUUGUUGUUAUGAAUGGAUGGUUAUGACUUGUGGAGGAAGUGAGACAGAGAAUUUGGGGUGCUAUAACAACACAGUGAACACACACUAGCAUGUAGGAGCCACAUAGCUUGUGACAUCUGUCUGCAUAACUGUGACUGCAAAAAUUGGAUGUGGUGCUUCCAUAGUCCACACCCGAACCGGUCCUGUCUGGUCUGUAGGGGUGGCCACCAUAGGCAAAAUCUGCUCCUCAACGCAAAAGCUUAGGCAACCCAAACACUAAACUAACCCCAUGUGCCAUUUGAGAGUAGUAUCUUCCAGCAGUGAGUGUUGAGUUCUGCAAAGUUCGUCAUACCCCUCUCCCCUGCCCUUCGCAUGUCAUACUCUAUCCUGCGCUUCCAAAUGGGGGAUGUCUAGCCAUUGAGUGAUAGAGGUGGUGUUGGCGUGAGUGGGUUGUUUGGAAUGAAUAGCAGUGCCAGUG
This is a messenger RNA of Chara braunii, 7193 nucleotides long. Lineage: Eukaryota; Viridiplantae; Streptophyta; Charophyceae; Charales; Characeae. The record is from the annotation of a GenBank genome assembly.